Betta splendens (Siamese fighting fish) is the source of this 1821-nucleotide messenger RNA. RefSeq lists its product as uncharacterized. The coding region runs from base 345 to 1343 and encodes 332 amino acids. Lineage: Eukaryota; Metazoa; Chordata; Actinopteri; Anabantiformes; Osphronemidae. The record is from RefSeq and is a predicted model, not a curated record. The transcript is spliced from 12 exons.
AUUAGAGCCGUGCCCGACGAAACGUAAAUAUUUAAACACGAACCACGAAGACGAGCGCGGUUUCACGCCGGGAGCGGCUAUCGAGAAGCGGCCGCACGGUGCGAGCGGACACCGCCUGGUGAUUCGGCUACGACAAGCGCGCGAGAAGAGGAGCGAGCACGAUGACGUACUACUCGGGUAUGACGCGGGAGCGCGCAUGGGGCCACAGUCGCGUCCACGUCGAGGUUGUGAGCGCGCGCUGAGAGACACUGAGGAGGAGAGCUGGGGCGCGAAAGCAUCGACCGAAGGCACCGAGAGCCUCAGUGAAACCAGUAAAGACCGUCUCCUGCCGCCAUCAGGUCACUAUGACGCCAACACGAUUUGCCCUUGUGAUUCUCGGGUUUGCUGUGGCCUGUGCUUUGGAGACCAGCAACUCCACCACUGAUGAGCUGAACAUAAAGAGCAGCCCGGGCAAUGACACAGAGUCGCCAGGGACCAGCACAGCGAGCGAUGAUGACAGCGUCACUACCUCGUUCCUCAACAUCACCGUGGACACCACCAGCAUCCCCAGUACCAACAGUACCAACAGUGCCAGUAACCAAACCAGCACCACCAGCAGCGCCACCAGCACCACCAGCAGCGCCACCAGCAACACCAGCAGCACCACCAGCAACACCAGCACCACCAGCAAGCCGGUACCAACGGCGCCGCCAGAUAAUGCUAUUCCCACCACACCUAAAUCCAGUGGACCAGUCACAACCACUUCUACCACCACCAAAAACAAUAAAGACACUGGUGUCAAACCAAACGUUGAAGAAAACAGUGGCAACCGCGCCGGUGUCAUCGUCCUGAUUGUGAUCAUCAUCAUAGCUGCUGUGUUUGUAGCCGCCUGCUGCUGGACACGGAGGAGAGGAAGGCGCUACUCCGUGGACCCCACUUCUCAAGCGGACGGCGUCAACGUCCCCCUGAGCGCCGUGGAGCCCGCGGAGCCGCCCGCCAGCCCGGUUCCUCACAACGGUCUGCAAACCUUUGAAAGUGCAGAAAGGGCUUCCAGUGAGCCAGAGGUGAAAUGUGAAGUGCAGGAGGAGCAGAAAGCCGAGGCUGAGGAACCGGCCGCGGAGCCCGGCGCCGACCCCGCGCCCCCGGCCCCGGACGGCCCCGGGGACGAGGCUGCCGCCGAGCAAGGCACCGCCGCAGCCGCGGAGCCGGAGACGAGCGAGGACCAGGGCUCCGCCUCCGCCGAGGCGUCGGAGGAACCGGACGCCGGGUCCAACGAGAACAACAGCAACAACGCGGGCCUGGAGGCGCGAGGCUUCAAGGGGACCAACAUGUUCUGGGACGUUCCUCUCCACAGCCCCGUGUGACCUCCCUGCGUGAUGAAGAAGGCGGACGACUCCACAACUCAAGCGACCGAACUGGAACAAUGCAGCUUUCCGCAGGUUUAGUAGAAACAGGAAAUGAAUUUGUAGCUUUUCAAAGUAAAUGUCAGUCGAGCUCAGCUUUUCUACUGAAAACACGCAUGACGUUUGUAUUUUUGGUAUAAUUUAUUUUAACUAUACAAGAUUUGGUUUUUCAAUUAUUGUGAAUUUUCCUCAUCUAAAGCAACUUUUUCGACUAAACUACUGUUAUUUUGCCUGUAAAGUGUAAAUAAAAGCACUGAUUGCGCUUCAUGAUAAAUAUACCGUAGCUCUUCACACCAUGGACACAUUACAGCAUUUCAGAUAAUAUAAUCACAUAAACCUGUGACUCCAAGUCUUAGUUUUUUAGAUGCAUUUGCUUUCACCUGUGUGUAGGAUUUCAUGUCAUUGCUGUGAACUGUGUUAAUAAAAGUAUUCCACCUUU